GCUUUACGCACUAGGAAGUACUCGGAAACAAACCUUGUAUUCAUUUAUUCAUUUCAUUCACUUACACUUAUCAGACAUUUCUGACAGCAAGUUCUUCACGUACUUUCAUCCUCAAUGUUGGAGUGUCGGAAGCGUGUCAUUAACGGCAGUUUGGACUGUAACUUAAGAAAAGACUCAAUGUUUGGCGUAAAGAAGAAACGUUAGGCUGUGUUCAGAGCCAGAGGAUUCAGAUAGAAAAAAAACCCCCGCUGACAGCGUUUGUUCGAAAAAGCAGUUAAGAGAGUCUUUUGUUACCAUAACAAUGUAUGCUCAUUUAGAGUUGAAAUGUUUAAUGUUUGAAAACCUAGGCAAACAGGUGAGUUAAAAUGUAGUUAUUAUAUGGCAACGAUAGAACGAGCGUUCUGAUUGGCUAAGGAGUGGUCAUGCCUCCCGCGUAUUGCCCAAUCAGGGGUCUCAGCGGGUGAUUCGGAAUUGCCUAUUGCCCUCCGACGAAAAUUUCUUGUGAGAGGACCUGAGAGCUCAACAAAACUACAUUUUUUUUCUACUUACAAUAAACAUUUCCUUUGAUUUACAAAAUGAGCAAAAGCGAACACUCUGAUAGUGAGUUUUACUAUCCAGAUCAACAGGAAAUCGUUACAACUGGAAGUGGAGAUGACGAUAAUGAAAACAACAACAGCCAGGAGAAAAUUGAGGACAUUCUAAAAGAGCAGAAAAGUGCAAACACUGCGAGAAAAACAACAAGCGACCUGGAAACACUUCAACGGUACUUAUUAAUCGACAAGGGUAAAAUAGGAAUGGUUAACCUACCAGCUCCCGAGCUUGACCAUUUGCUUGCAAAGUUUUUCAAGGACGUGCACACGGUAAAUGGCGACGAGUACGAGCCCGAUAGUGUAUCUAACGUUCAGAGGAGUAUCCAUCGAUUCCUUACAGACCAAAAAUAUCCACACAACAUCCUCAAGGACAAUGAGUUUGAAAGGUCCCGUAGAGUAUUAGCUGCCAAACGGCAAGCUGCUGGAAGCUCUGGUCUAGCGCAGCGAAUCGAUCGAAAAGUGAGAAACCAGUCUGUCCGCAAAACAAGUAUCAGCAGGGUAUUGAAUGCCAACACACCAGAGAACUUUGUGGCACAAUCGAGUGGCCACAAAAACACCCAAAGUCUUCAAUCUUUUAAAUCGGCCAACGAACAGCACCAGCGGCAAAUGUCCAAUAUCCUGAGCCGAACAGAACAACCUCCAACCAAGAGCCUACCAGCCCCAUCGCAAGGUCCUUCUUCUCAUGCUUCAGGUCACAUGAUUGAUUGUGAGAACGCAGUAGACGACAGGAGGGAGCGAAAGGUCCCGACAUCCUCAGGAGAAGGGCCUGGGGUGUCCCCGUCCCAAGACAGCUUGCUCAAGAGAGCAUCUCAGUCAGUCAACUACGGCAGGCGUGCACCGAAUGUGACCUAUCUUUCAAAAUCCAGUAUGAGUAGACACAAGAGAACACAUACAGAAGACAAGAAAGCACCAAAACUGCGGCAUACAUGCUCAGAAUGUGACAAGUCCUUUGUUAGGAAAAGUGGUCUUACUCAUCAUCAGAAAAUUCACACAGGAGAGCGGCCCCACCUGUGCUCUUAUUGUGGCAAGACAUUUAGGAUGAAGGGAGCUUUGACCAGCCACAUACGCGUGCAUACGGGUGAACGACCCUACGGCUGCUCAGUUUGUGGGAGGAGGUUCAUCCAGCCCUCAAACCUGGUCUCUCAUAAGCGAUUGCACACUGGUGAGAGACCCUACCUGUGCUCUUCCUGUGGCAAGGGUUUCCCAACUUCGGGGUCAUUAUUAGUUCAUACACGGAAUCAUACUGGAGAGCGUCCCUACAAGUGUGAGUUCUGUGGGAAAGGUUUCAUUAUAUCCAGCCAUCUCGAUAUGCACAGGAGAUCUCACACGAAGGAGAAACCCUAUGCUUGUUCAGUGUGUAAGAAGAAUUUUGGGACAGCUUCAGGGCUGAAGAAACAUAUGAGAACACACACAGGGGAGAAACCCCAUGAGUGUUUAUUUUGUGGUAAAAGGUUUUCCCAGCGAUGGAAUAUGAAAAUUCAUCAACGUGUGCAUAGGUGACAUCUCCGGAUCUGUGGAGAUUUUAGUAAUAGUGAUGUCGUUCACCAUUUAAAUGUCCGCUCAUGGUUGACUGCAUUAAAUAUGCACAGCUUUCGAGCUUUGAUACUUGUGCACAAAGUGUGCCUAUUGUCACGCAAAUGGUGAAGGGAUGUUCGGGUAAAUCCAAUGGAAGUUACUAGUGACAUGGUGCCAGAUCUCAAUCACAAAUCGCACAGCUAUCCAGGGGUUAAAAUCUCGACCUUCAUGUAAAAUGUUGAAGCUUUGCGACCUUCAGAAAUAUUCAUACUUUUGUGCAUUGUAAGCAAGCAUUUCACGGUCACUGUUACAUAAAGUGUCACUACUGUCUGGCAUUGUCACACAUUUUUUCAUAGUUCUUGUAAAGGAAACUUUGUGAAUCAGGGAAUUGUACCUCUCGGUAAUUAAAGAUAAAGAUUAAAC
This is a messenger RNA of Clupea harengus (Atlantic herring), 2528 nucleotides long. RefSeq lists its product as uncharacterized. The record is from RefSeq and is a predicted model, not a curated record. Lineage: Eukaryota; Metazoa; Chordata; Actinopteri; Clupeiformes; Clupeidae. Gene Ontology annotation, molecular function: DNA-binding transcription factor activity, RNA polymerase II-specific; RNA polymerase II cis-regulatory region sequence-specific DNA binding. Gene Ontology annotation, biological process: regulation of transcription by RNA polymerase II.